ACGGGCUUGCCUUUCCGGCUUGCCCUCCUUUUUUUUUCUUUCUCUCGAUGUUUUUGAUUGGCUACAAGGUUCUUCCGAGAAUGACGUCACGAAGACCAAUAUGUUUCGGGUGUUAUCAUUGGACGGCUUCUAUCUCCGUUCUGGAAAUAGAAGUGUCCAUGUGGUUGGGAUCGAGGAUUGGCCUGGGUCACCAUGACAACAGCAUUCAGCAGUGAUGGGGAGGAGGUGAUUCAAAGGGCCCUGGAUCCUGGAGGCUCUGGAGGACGCCCCUCGACUGUGACACUAGAAGAUUUCUACGAACUGGAGAAAGCCACUUCGUUUGUGGUGGAUAAUGGUUUCACCAAGGUUGCCCUUCAGUUCCCUGAUGAUCUACUAUCAGAUUCAGGUGAUGUUGCCAUCAAGAUGGAAGCAGCAAGUGGUGCCAAAAUGUAUAUCCUAGGGGAUACAUCAUAUGGCAGCUGUUGUGUGGAUGAGGUGGCAGCAGAACAUGUGGAUGCUGAGGCUGUGGUGCACUAUGGUCCUGCCUGUCUGAGCCCCUGCUGCAAGCUGCCAGUGCUACAUAUAUUUGGCCGUGUGCCGUUAGAUGUCACACAUUGCGCUGAGGCCUUCCAGGAACUGCAUCCUGACCACCAAACUCAUGUGGUUGUACUGACUGAAGUGAUCUAUUCUCAUGCUCUUGAUGACUUGGCUUCUGAGCUGCAACCCAUUUAUCCCAAUGUUGUCUUCUCCCAACUGGACAACAAAGAACCUGAUAAUUCAACCCAGCCAGUUUCUGGGUUGAUGAGGCAGUUUGGCCGAUGCUUUGCAAUAGACCAACAACAUGGUAUUGAGAAAUAUAGCAUGUUCUACGUGGGCAGUGAAGGACCAGAGCUCACAAACUUCAUGUUGAGCUGGAACCAAUGCUCUUUCAGUUCCUUUAAUCCUAAAACAGGACAAGGCCGAAAAGAAACACUGGAUGUGAACCGAGCCCUGCGACGGCGCCUCUAUCUGGUGGAGCGGGCACGGGAUGCCCAAGUAGUGGGUAUUGUGGUGGGCACUCUUGGUGUGGCUGACUAUUUAUCUGUUCUACAGCAUUUGCGUGGUAUCAUUCACAAGGCAGGCAAACGUGCCUACACUCUGGCUGUGGGGAAACCGAACCCUGCCAAGCUAGCAAACUUUCUAGAAAUAGAAAUCUUUGUUUUAGUAGCCUGCCCUCUAAAUUCCUUGCUUGACUCCAGUGAUUUCUACCGGCCCAUCAUCACACCUUAUGAGAUGGAAUUAGCAUGCAAUCCAGCACGGAUUUGGACAGGCAGCUAUGUCACUGACUUCCACUACCUCCUACCAGGAGCAUGUGCUCACACUCCUUUCCCAGACAAGAUGUCAGAGGCUGAAGAUGAACCCAGCAUUUCACUAAUCACUGGAGAGCUGCGCUCAACUAAUCUCAACAUAGUGCCAGAUCCAAAACUGAGCUCUGAUACUGCUGUGGCCUGCCGCAACCAUCUGCAGACUGUGGCUGAAAUCAGCCCGGCAGCUUCAUUUCUCAAGUCACGCAGCUGGCAGGGGCUGGAGCCACAGCUGGGCCAGACAGCAGUCACAAAAGCUGUAGCAGGACGACGGGGGAUCGCUAUUGCUUAUGAAGAUGAACCAUGUGGACAAUGAGUCCAGAAUGUAAGACAGUAAGGGACAGAGAAGAAGUUGCCUUCCGUAAGUGAAUCAAAAGAGUAGGUGAACAUCACUCUGCUUUGAACUGUCCUGACUAUCUCUUACUUGGAAGCAUUUCCCUCCUGCCUUGGCAUAACCUGUAUGACAAGAGUUCUCAUGGCUGUUAUGACCUUGCCUAGCAUUUCUGCACAGAUGAAUCAAACAAUGCCACCAUUGUUUUUGCUCUGACACAUGAUGCUUCAAUUUCUCCAAAAUGUGCUCUUUUGGUAAGGUUCCCUGCCUUGGGAAUCUAAGUGGAAUCAUUCUCCUUACUUUGCCAUCAAUUGCACUCACAAAUAAAGUUGUGGUUUGGUUCUGUCAUAACAAUACCAACAACAGCUUGGUCCUGUUGUGGAAAUAGCUCUUACCUAUUUGUGGCUUGGAUUACAAAAGGGCAGGCUUAAGAAGCGAUAGACUUGGAGGAGAACUAAGGUAAAUAUUUGAAAUAAAAAAUAAGAUUCAGCUAUAUAGAAUUAUUGAAUUUGUCCUUUCCCAAUAUAGCAAGGUCCUAAUUUGGAAGCCACUUAAUUUGAAAUAAUAAUAAUAAUAAUAAUAAUAAUAAUAAUAAUAAUAAUAAUAAUAAUUUAUUUGUAUCCUGCUUUUCUCCCACAAUAGGAUCCACAGAUUAAAACCUUUGAGUCUCCCUAGGGGUGAGAAAAGCAGUAUAUAAAUACUGUAAAUAAUAAUAAAAGCAAUACAAGUCCAAAACAAUCAUCAUAUAAAAUAAAACCACCUAUAAAAUAAAAUAUAAAUAAGCAUUUAAAAACAAAUAUAUUAUUGUUGGAUCAUAUUGCACUUCGCUCAGCUCAAUAAAAGUUGGCCUUACUUUCACUUCAGACUAUAUUUCAUCCCUGAAGGCUUGUUUAAACACUAAGGUUUUUAGUUGUUUUUUAAAGGAUGACAAGGAAGAGGCUGUUUUAACCUCCUUGGGGAGGGAGUUCCAAAGGAUUGGGGCAGCCACCGAGAAGGCCCUCUCUUGUUGCCACAGCCACAUUUGAGGUGGUAGCAGCAGUGAGAGUAGGCCCUCUUCAGAUGAUCUUAGCGAUUGGGCAGGUUGGUAUGAGGAGAUGCAGUCAGAUGGGUGAUUGGACCUGAACCAUUUAGGGCUUUAAAAUACAGGGUGAGGCAGCAUAACUUCCUUUUUAAAAUGCGCGCCAUUCAGUCGGUUGAAGAUGUAGCAAAGUACUAGUGGUCUCGUUUGAGAGGCGGGAGUAUAAAGUUUUGUCCUGACACAGUUCAGUCGCCAUCAUGUGUUGGAACAGUGAGGAGCGUGCUUUUGCUGUUGAGGCCUACUUUCUGAGCGGAUUUGGAGUGGCCAGCCCGCUCUCCAGAUUUGGCCCCUUGUGAUUUUUUUUAUGGGGUUUUUUGAAAUCCUGUGUUUAUGUGAACCGUCCAAGGACCCUACAAGAUUUGAAAACCAACAUCCAGGAAGAAACUGCCAACAUAACGCCUGCUAUGCUGGCAAGAGUCAUGACAAUCGCCAAAAAUCGGUUUAGUCGAUGUAUGGAGAAUGGGGGACGUCACCUACUUAAUUUGAUCUUCAAAACUACGUAAAACAAAACUUUAGGUAAGAGGUAAAGGUUGUCCCCUGACAUUAAGUCCAGUCAUGUCUGACUCUGGGGUGUGGUGCUCAUCUCCAUUUCUAGACCGAAGAGCCGGCACUGUCCAUAGACACCUCCAAGGUCAUGUGGCCAGAAUGAUUGCAUGGAGCGCCAUUACCUUCCCUCCGGAUUUGAUUUACUCACAUUUGCAUGUUUUCGAACUGCUAGGUUGGCAGAAGCUAGGGUAGGCGGAAGCUCACGUCGCUCCCCGGAAUCGAACCUGUGAUCUUUCAGUCGACAAGCUCAGCAGCUCAGCGCUUUAACCCAUUGCGCCACCAGGGGCUCCUUUAGGUAUGCGCCUACAUUAUAAAAAAAAUUCUGAUUCACACAAUGGGUUUUAUUAAGUUUUGAAAAAAAGGAAGUUAUGCUGCCUCACCCUGUGUAAGAGCAAAGUCUGAAAAUCCUAUCAGAAAUUAUGAAAUCUAUCAAAACUGAUGUCCAUCCAUACUUAAGUACAUUGCCAAUAAGUACAUUGCCUCAAGAUAGUUUGCACAGCAGCAAUGAGCUGGACAGGCUCAUCAUCCAUGAGUUACAGAUGAGAACAUAAUCUUACCUAUUCCAAAGGAAGAUGUUUAGCUGAUUGCUAUUCAAGUGUCUUGCCAAGAAGAUAGCUCUCGCUGAGCUUUGAACAGACAUACUGGACCUUGAACCCCUGCCUCCUUCAUGGAAGAUAAAGCUUCAGUUGCAUCCCAGGAUAUCUUCCCUUUAGCCCAACGAAGUGAAUUUUUUCAUCCAAUUUAUGAGCAUUAUCUUGUGCUUUUCAAAGAGAUGUAUAAUAUAACUCCCAAAUCCUUUUGUUAUUUUUGUAUGUUUUACUGUCAUAAUUAACUUCAAAAUAUGAAAUUUCUUUAAUAAAAUACGAUCGCAGGUGAAGAA
Molecule: messenger RNA, 4157 nt
Organism: Anolis sagrei ordinatus
Lineage: Eukaryota; Metazoa; Chordata; Lepidosauria; Squamata; Anolidae
Gene: DPH2
Product: diphthamide biosynthesis 2
Biological process (GO): protein histidyl modification to diphthamide
Molecular function (GO): 2-(3-amino-3-carboxypropyl)histidine synthase activity
Source: RefSeq, a predicted model, not a curated record